Phialemonium atrogriseum is the source of this 1443-nucleotide messenger RNA. Its product is annotated as Serine/threonine-protein kinase. The record is from RefSeq and is a predicted model, not a curated record. NCBI's taxonomy places the organism in Eukaryota, Fungi, Ascomycota, Sordariomycetes, Cephalothecales, Cephalothecaceae. Gene Ontology annotation, molecular function: protein serine/threonine kinase activity; ATP binding. The coding region runs from base 1 to 1443 and encodes 480 amino acids. Gene Ontology annotation, biological process: peptidyl-serine phosphorylation; spliceosomal complex assembly; regulation of mRNA processing. The transcript has a single exon.
AUGUACGACGAUUGGGAAGGUGAAGACAUUGACCGCUACUUCCCAGGUGGUCUCCACCCCGUCGCUCUGGGCGACUUUCUCGACGCCGACGGCCGCUUCAAGGUCGUGCACAAGCUCGGGAACGGCGGUUUCGCGACCGUCUGGCUGUGCCGAGACACGCGGGAGAAUAAAUGGAGAGCCUUGAAGAUCCUGGAAGCCGAGCUGUCCCGCGAGGACUGCGCCGAGAUGAAGUUCCUCCAACUCCUGACCGAGGCUGGCGCCCUCGAGGAGGCGGCGGCAAACCACAUCGUCCUGCCGCUGGAGCACUUCUACAUCACCGGCCCCAACGGACGCCACCUCGCCUUUGUCCUCCCGCUCAUGAGCGAGCCCGUCUCGGGCGUUUGGAGCGUCGAAUCAAUUGACCAGGACGUCCCGCUGAUGAAGGACAUCUGCUACCAGGCCGCAGAGGGCCUCGCCUUCCUCCACUCGAGAGGCAUUUGCCACGGCGACUUCCGGGCCACCAACGUCAUGCUCAGGGUCGAGGGUGUCGAUGAUCUUUCGGAGGAGGACAUGCUGAAAGUGCUACGCCAGCCCAUUUUGUACGAGUUGGGAGAACUAGAUCACCCCAGCAUGCCCAAGUACCUGGUCUACAUGACUUGCUUCAGCGUCAAAUCCCCCCACGUCGUCCCCGAGAUUGGGAUCGCCGACUUUGGAGAGUCCUUCCACGUCUCCAACGCCCCCAAGUCCUGCGGAAUUCCCCCCGGCUUCCGGGCGCCCGAGCUCGUCUUCCGUCACGGCCCGGGGUUCGGCGUGGACAUUUGGGCCCUGGCAUGCCUGAUCAGCGAGGUCAGGCAUCAGAUACCGCCAAACUGCGUGAGCUCAGACGUGGAGGAAUUGGUGAUGGAAUGGGAGGAGCUGAUCGGGCCCCUCCCCGAGCCUUUCCGUUCGACAUAUAUCGAGCGAGGAUACGCAUGCCGGGGCGACGACGACGGCGGACCCAGAAUGCCGCCGGCGGAGAUACCUCUGACAGAGUCCUUGACUCGGACUCGGGAUCAUGCUGCUCGGUUGGCGGCUGGGAGACUCGAGCAGUACGGAUUCGAAGACUUUCUUGAAGCGAGGUAUCGUGGUCCGGUGACUAUCUGGGAGUCAUCCAAGAACGGUGGCGCCGGCGGAAUGGUCGACUAUCGAAUCCCCGACGAUGAGGCAAUACAGUUGGUUGACCUCUUCCGCUGGGUCCUCAAGUACUCCGCCGAGGAGCGGCCGACUGUCAAGGAAAUCAUGCAGCACCCUUGGUUUGAGGGGCGGACAAGGAAGCAAGGCCCGACCGAGACGGCGCCGGACACACUGAAGACCGAGACCGUCAUGGUUGAUGGCGAGCUCGCAAACCGGCGAUGGGGCUUGAACAAUCUGAGGGCCUUUGCCUCUGUCAUUUUUGGCUUCUUCCAGCAGCACCUGCGGUGGUAA